UGGCUCGCGAGGUUUUUGGGUUUCACCCGGGGGUCCCGUUCACGUGCGGCCAUGUCGUUCCGACCGGAGAAGGGCGAGGCCAGUGAUGCGUCCGACAGCGAGGAUGAGUAUGUGAGGAGGGCCAACCGGCUUGUUGCCAGGUGGUCGGGCACGCGCCAGAGCGUGCCGGACCGGUCCCAGCUCCAAGGCGAGGUGCGGCGCAGGGCCGAUGACGCCCCCAGGUGCCGGGUGGAGGUGCUGGGCCGCCACAUCCUGGAGCCGCAGAGGGAGGUGCCUGUCAUGGACCGGUGCGAGGUGCUGGUGGUGGGUGCCGGCCCGGCAGGCCUCUCCGCCGCCCUGAGCGCGCGCCGCGCGGGUGCGGACGUGCUGCUGCUGGAGCGCUACGGCUGCUUCGGAGGCACCAUCACGACGGUGGGCAUGGAGACCCUCGGAUGGUACAGAUACGAGGGCACGGAGGACUGCGAGGGCAUCGGCCGGGAGAUGGAGCGGGUGGCGGAGCGUAUGGGGGGCACCACCAAGUGGCCCUACAACGACUCCGACUGCCUCGACGCCGAGAAGUUCAAGCUGGUGGCCGAUACGCUCAUCAAGGAGUCGGGAGUUCGCCCUCUGCUUCAUAUCUGGGUGGUUGAGGUCCUGGUGAACUCUGAGAACAAUAUCUACGGGGUCAUCACGGAAUCCAAAAGCGGGCGCCAAGCCAUUCUGGCGUCGCGGGUGGUCGACUGCACAGGAGAUGCAGACAUCGCCCACCUGGCCGGCUGCGAGUAUUCUGUCAUGGACAAGAGCAAUGGGAUGGGAGUGACUACAGUCUUCAACGCGGUGAACGUGGACGUGGGGAAGUUCAAGGACUACACCGCGAGGAACCCGGCGACCUACAAGGACUGGAGCCGCACCUGGCAGCAGACCACCUCCGGCAAGGAGGAGAAUUUGAAGUCUCCCUACCUUCAGAGCGAGUUCGAAAAGGCAGCGCAGGCAGGGGUGAUCCCACAGGACAAGCUGCGGCACUUCGGGGGGUCCUGGUCUGCCCUCUCGGAGGCCGGAGAGGCCACCAACCUGAACCUGGUGCACCAGAAAGGUGUAGAUCCAACCUGCGUCAGGAGCCUCACCAACGCAGAGAUGGAGGGCCGCCAGAACGUGGUGCACGCGCUGGACGCGCUCCGGCACACCGUGCCAGGCUUCGAGAACGCGAAGCUGCGGAACUUCGCCAUGACGGUGGGCACCAGAGACUCCAGGAAGAUCAUGGGGACAUACAACCUCACAGGUGAGGAUGUAUGCAACCAAGCGCGCUUUGAAGACGCGGUGGGCAUUUUCCCGGAGUUCAUCGAUGGCUACAACAUCCUCAUCCUGCCCACCACGGGGCGCUUCUUCCAGGUGCCCUUCGGGUGCAUGGUGCCCAAGACGGGCCCGGACAACUUGCUGGUGGCCGGGCGUUCUGUGGCUGGGGACCGGGUCUCCCACGCCGCCAUGCGCAACAUGAUGGCGUGCACCGUGACGGGCCAAGCCGCCGGCGUGGCGGCGGCGGUGUCGAUCCAGCAGAAGCGCCGCACGAGGGAGGUCGACAUCACCCAUGUACAGAAAGAGCUUCGAAGGCAGGGCGUGCGCCUCGGUUGAGGUGGGCCAGUGGUCCAAUUGGCCCGUGUGUGGUUUUUGUGCGGCGCGGGCGGGGGGGAAAGCUCCUGCCCAGUGGAUGGCACGGGCUGCGCGGGAGCAUGGAAGACGCCUU
Effrenium voratum is the source of this 1720-nucleotide messenger RNA. Lineage: Eukaryota; Dinophyceae; Suessiales; Symbiodiniaceae. The record is from the annotation of a GenBank genome assembly.